AGGCGGGGGUGCCAACACCCGGGUGUCAGUUUCGGAGUCCCUGCCUCCUCACCCUAGUGUGGUGGGCCCUCCAGCUAAGGCUCGUUCCCUGUGUGGGCCGAGAGCUCCAGCCGCCGGGCGCCCCCACCCUGCCCCGGCCCGGCCCUCUCGCCAUCCCCCCGGCCUCGGGGCCGCGCGCGCGUUUCCUCCGAGGUGCUGCGCUCCGGGCGACUUUCUGUUUGUUUCCAUCUCUUUCCUCUUUGUUACUCUGAAAACCUGUCUUGCAAAACCCCUCACUUGGAAGGGAGUUGCACUUCCCGAGACAGGCGGUUGCCGCGGGCCGCAGCGACCCCUCCAGUGUCCCCCGCCUGCCUUGCCCGCCGCCUCGGUUCCUUCGCCCCAGGAAGCCAGCCGAGAAGCUCAUUGAUGCACCCAUUCCAGUGGUGUAACGGGUGUUUCUGCGGCCUGGGACUGGUUAGCACCAACAAGUCCUGCUCGAUGCCACCCAUCAGCUUCCAAGACCUUCCUCUCAACAUCUACAUGGUCAUCUUUGGCACAGGCAUCUUUGUCUUCAUGCUCAGCCUCAUCUUCUGCUGCUAUUUUAUCAGCAAACUCCGGAACCAGGCACAGAGCGAGCGAUAUGGAUAUAAGGAGGUGGUGCUUAAAGGUGAUGUCAAGAAGUUACAAUUAUAUGGGCAGACCUGUGCAGUCUGUCUGGAAGACUUCAAGGGGAAGGACGAGCUAGGUAUGCUCCCAUGCCAACAUGCCUUUCACCGGAAGUGUCUGGUGAAGUGGCUAGAAGUACGCUGUGUCUGCCCUAUGUGUAACAAGCCCAUUGCUGGUCCCUCAGAGGCCACUCAGAGCAUUGGGAUCCUAUUGGAUGAGCUAGUGUGAAUGCUGCCUCUACACCAAGACCUGGCGGAGACCUCUUGCCUUUUGGAUGCCUGGUCCCUUUGCACAGCUACAGUGAACAAGACAGUUGGAUGGUGAUAAUCAUGCUCACCCUGAAGGGGAAGAUGGUGUAGGGCUGGUCUUUGCCACAGGGUGACACCAGUGCCAACUUGCCCCACCUUUCUGCCUCCUGAAGCCACCUUCCCUGCUACUCAGUACUGAUGGCAUCACCUGUCAAGACCACUGCAUCCUGGUACCGGACUAUCUACCUACCUUGUCCCUGCUCUGGGAAAAGAAAUAUGCCCCUCUCUGGCCAAGAACUUGGAGCACUCCACUUCUAGGUUCUCCUUAGGAGGACAAGCCAGCCUUAUUUAGAAAAACGGAUGACCUGGGCUCUGCCCACCUGUAACUUCCCCUCCUCUUCUCUUUGCAAAGGGAGGUUAGGCGGGAAGGAAGGGAAAGAUCAAGGAGCCAGAUGCCUCCAGUGGAGGUGAGGGAGCCUCUGGGUGAAGCAGGGAAGUGCAGGGACAUAGGAAAGGAAAAAGUCAAUGUUUACAUGGGACCUGUUGAAACAAAGGCUGGCUGGCCAGCCGCAUGGCUGGCUGACUACAGGGUAAUAGGGGGCAAACCCUCCCCCCAGUUAGCAUCUGAGGUGCUAUCCAGUCUCUCUUUUCCUUAGUUACUCUCAGAGCUUCCUAUUACAUAGUGGGGUUUGAGUGCCCCUCAGAAGCAGGGGCUUGUUUUACACUCAGAUUGAUUCCCAGGGUUUUUUCCCCUAAAGAAGCAAAAGGGGCCUGGGAAUGAGGGUGUCUGAAAGUUAAGGUAAAGAACAGAAACCUCCUUCUCCUUUGUAAAUAGUAUUUUUAUAUGUCAUCCUCACCAUCUCAGGCCUUAUACAUGGAAUCCCCAGAAUAAAAAGGGGGUCGGGGU
Loxodonta africana (African savanna elephant) is the source of this 1800-nucleotide messenger RNA. RefSeq names its product ring finger protein 122 (gene RNF122). NCBI's taxonomy places the organism in Eukaryota, Metazoa, Chordata, Mammalia, Proboscidea, Elephantidae. The coding region runs from base 406 to 873 and encodes 155 amino acids. The transcript is spliced from 6 exons. The record is from RefSeq and is a predicted model, not a curated record.